Molecule: messenger RNA, 794 nt
Organism: Drosophila virilis
Lineage: Eukaryota; Metazoa; Arthropoda; Insecta; Diptera; Drosophilidae
Source: RefSeq, a predicted model, not a curated record
CAUAUCUGAGCCGUUUAUUCAAUUGGUCAGUUACGAAGAGCUCUCUCGUUCAGCUGAGCUCAUGGAUGACGCGCAAGUUGAUGUCAGUUGGUUUUCGGUUGUUUAUUCGUUCGGUUGUGUCUCCGGCAACCAUCUCCAUGGCAACGGCCAUACAAGUUUCUGUUCGAGCUGCAAAUAUUUGUCACGGAUUGUGAAAAGCAACUGAAUUGAAUAUUUUGACAUUCGCAAAACGCAUCGACGUGGAACCGCAUUGAAAACUCAACAAUGGCUCAACUGGAGGGGCGAGUCAUCGAAACGGAGAUGAAAGCCAUGGACGCCAAUCGCUAUGCGACCAAAAAAACUAUUGCCCAGGGCAUGCUGGAUAUAGCCUUGCUGACGGCGAACGCAUCCCAGCUGAAAUAUAUACUUCAGGUCGGGGAACAGCAUCAGUUCUACAAGCUAAUGCUUAUACUCAUUAGCUUGUCAAUUGUUAUGCAGGUGGCUGCAGGAGUUUUACUAGUUGUUCAAUCUCUUGUCAGCAUUGCCAAGUCGCAGAAUCGUUCAAUACUUUUUACAGUCAAUCAUUUUGUGGAUGCCUUCAUAUUUUUAUCUGUGUUCUGUGAUAUUUUAAAAAUGAAUUUUGGCUUGGAUCCAGCUAUACCCUACAAAGUUGAUGAAGUUGAAGUUUUCAAAACUUAAUUUCGAUGUUGUAAUCAGCAGCCUUAUGAAAUUUCCAAAUAUAUAAGCUUUUAGAUAUAAGAAUCUGAAGUCCUUUUUCUAUGUAAGUUUUCAGUAUUUUAAAUCAAGAACUUUAA